UGCAGAUAUAGAGUGCAUAGUUUUCAACUUGACUCAUUAUUACUACGGGACGAUCUCGCCUAGUAUAAGACCGCAUCCACUGCUCCACUCGCAUUCCGCACUUUCACCCCGCGGAAGAUCUCUGCUGCCCUCAACGUUCUCAUAGACGUCACUCACAAUGACCGUGCUCAAUGUCAGCCCAGUUCCUCCGGACGAAAUUUUCGCCCUGAACCGUGCAUACAUCGACGAUGACUUCCCGCAGAAGGUCAAUCUCGGUGUAGGCGUUUACCGCACCAACGAGGGCCAGCCAUGGCCUCUCCCCGUCGUUGAGGAAGCAGAGAAGCAGCUCGCAGCCGAAAACAGCGUCUUCCGCCAUGAAUACACAGCCAUUGAAGGUGAUAGGGCAUUCCUCCCUCUCGCUCGGGACCUAAUGUUUGGGUUCGACGGCCAAGCUACUUCUGAUGCGAAGCAGGAGGCAGCCAAAGCACGCAUUGGCACCGUCCAGACAGUCGCCGGCACCGGCGCAAACCAUCUCGGUGCCCUCUUCCUCGCAACUCACAUGAAGCCACGAAAUGUCUGGCUCUCCAACCCCUCUUGGGCAAACCACCUCACUAUUUGGGAACUCGCCGGAGUGCCCCGCAAAACAUACCCCUAUUACUCUGCCGCCACCCGCUCCUUUGAUUUCGACGGCAUGAUCUCAACUCUCGAAUCCGAAGCUCAGGAAGGAGACGUGAUUCUUCUCCACGCCUGCGCCCACAAUCCCACAGGACUCGACCCCAACAAGGAGCAAUGGAAAGCUAUCAUCGACCUCUGCGAGCGCAAGCGCAUUUUCCCUUUCUUCGACUCAGCAUACCAAGGCUUCGCCUCCGGAUCCGUAGACGAAGACGCCUGGGCUGUCCGGUACGUCCUAAACGAGAAGCCGCAGAUGGAAAUGUGCGUUGCGCAAUCCUUCUCUAAGAACUUUGGCCUCUACGGCCAGCGAGUCGGCGCCUUCCAUUACGUCCUCAACGAAGGCGCAGAGGAUCUCCGCGAUACAGUCGUCAACAACCUUUGCCACCUCAUCCGCGGAGAGUACUCCAUGGGUCCCACGGCAGGCUGCAACAUCGUCAAGAAAGUCCUCACAAGUCCUGAGCUCACGGCAAAAUGGCACCAGGAUCUGAAGGUCAUGAGUUCGCGGAUAAUUUCCAUGCGCGAAGCUCUUUACAAUGAACUAGUCAGACUCAAAACCCCCGGAACUUGGAAACACAUCGUCGAACAGAACGGAAUGUUCUCCUACACAGGACUUACACCUUCACAAGUCUACGCUCUUAAAGAUAAAUUCCACAUCUACCUGCUCAAGUCCGGCAGAGCCUCCAUCAGUGGACUGAGCCCGAAGAAUGUAAAUUACGUCGCCAGAGCUAUUGACGAGGUUGUACGAAAUGUCAACUGAUCAAGCACGUUAUAUGAGAAUAUUGGUACAUGUCACCAAUUUGUAUGUACUCUUUACAGCGUGUACAUAGAUAGAAUAGAGAUGUUGUAGCAUAUUAGCUGUAUCUUCAGAAGCGUCAACAGUAAUAUACAA
This is a messenger RNA of Aspergillus nidulans FGSC A4, 1540 nucleotides long. Its product is annotated as putative aspartate transaminase. Gene Ontology annotation, molecular function: catalytic activity; L-aspartate:2-oxoglutarate transaminase activity; transaminase activity. Bases 158 to 1408 code for a protein of 416 amino acids. Gene Ontology annotation, biological process: amino acid metabolic process. NCBI's taxonomy places the organism in Eukaryota, Fungi, Ascomycota, Eurotiomycetes, Eurotiales, Aspergillaceae. The record is from RefSeq and is a predicted model, not a curated record. The transcript is spliced from 3 exons.